AUGCCAGUUGUAGAAGAAGUUGAAUUAGUACAACCAGCUUUAGAAGAAGAAUCUCCGAUUGUAGAAGUUGGUAAUGCUAUUCCUGAAGCAUCAACUUUACCACCUCUUUUAAUUGAAGAUAUCGUGCCAGUGGUUGAAAAUGUCGAAGUAUUAGAACCAGUAAUACUAGAGGAAGCUAUAGAUGUUGAAAUGUUGGAACCAGUAAUAUUAGAGGAAAUUGUUAGUGGUUCUCCCGAAAUACUAACUUUACCAACAAUCGAGGAACUCUUGCCAUGCGAAGAAGUUGAACUAGUAGAACCGGUAAUGUUAGAAGAACCUUCAGAUGUCUGGUCUUUGAUCGCAGAGGUAGAUGAAAUAAGUCUGGAAUCAUUCACUAUACCGUCUCCACUAAUUGAAGAUAUUGAACAAGUAGAACCAAUACCAUUAGAGGAAACUGUAAGGGCAUUAUCUGCAACUACAGAAAUCACGGAAAUUCCGAAUGCACCGACUUUACCAUCCCUAUCAAUAGAAGAUAUUGCGCCAGCUGUUGAAGAAGUGGAAAUAGUGGAACAAGAAAUAUUACAGAAAACUGUUGGUGUUAUUCCCGAAACCACAAAUUUAACAGCAGUUGAAAAGCCUGCGGCAUGCGAAGAAAUGGAGCUAGUAAAACCAGUGAUAUUAGAGGAACCUGUAGGUGUUUUAUCUCCAAUUACAAAAAUCGAUCCAAUCACUCCCGACGCACCGACUUUAUCACCGAUAUCAAAAGAAAAUGUCGCUCUUCUUAUUAAAGACAUUCUAUUACAAAAACCAGACAUGUUGGAAGAGCUUAUAAAAAUGUUUCCAGAGUUUGAUAGAGCCAUGACAGAAGCAUCAACUUUGACAUCUCUAUACAUUGAAGAAAUUGAUUCAAAAGACCCUAUUGUGUUAAAAGACUAUACAGAUGCGUUUGCGUCAGAUCCAGAAACUAUUAUACUUGAUGAACAUAUCCCAGUUGGGGAAGAAAUAUUAAUCGAUCCAUGUACGGGUAUGAAAGAACCAGCAUAUUAUAUGUCAAAAAACUCAGAAAGUUUCAUCAUCCCUGGAGCCCCCAAGAUCUCCUUUAGUGAAGCGCCUUGUGUUCUUGUGGAAAAUACAUAUAUAGAGUACAUUGAUUCUCCUAAGCCAACAAUUAUAACAGAACCAGUUCUCGAAUCAGACAAGGCAGAAUAUUUUAUACCAGAACAGUUUCCUUUAAUUAAUAGUGAAGAAGGCAAUAAAGAUGUCAUCAUGGGUGACUCUGGAUUAAUGUUACCUAACCAGGAAAGAACAAGACUAGAACUCAACAAAGAACCAAGUGUUGCAAAUUCAACUGCUUUGGACAAGGUUUCUCAAGAUAAUUCUUACCACGUAA
This is a messenger RNA of Spodoptera littoralis (African cotton leafworm), 1369 nucleotides long. The record is from the annotation of a GenBank genome assembly. NCBI's taxonomy places the organism in Eukaryota, Metazoa, Arthropoda, Insecta, Lepidoptera, Noctuidae.